UGGAACUUUGAAAUCGUUUGGGAUUAAGUAGCGAUAUCAAUGCUUUUGGUUUUUUCGGUCCGAAAAUUGGAUCCAUGAGUGAGAAAGAUCACAGAAAACAUACGAGAAGGGCCCAAACCACACAGGAAACGGAAGGUUGCCCAUCCAGCCAUAAAGAAAGCAAAAGCUAGAACAAAAUAAGACAUGCCCAAUUAAAGAGCUGUCCUCUCUUCAGUCCUUGCACAAUACAACAAAAUAACCCCAAAUUAGAGAAACCCCAAGUACAAUAACUAACCCUAACCAGACCAACUUGCCACCGUGGCUGCCGUUGCCGCCUCCAUCAGGAAACCAAAGGACAGAGGAGCUGUGAAGAGGGAUCUGUAGAGAAUGGAGUUGGGAAGCAAGCCACCAAUAUUCUUCAUACUCAAGUGAUCCAUAAAUUGGUCAAUCGAGACCAUUGAGCCUCGUCUUCACUGCCGAAUUCGACAAAUUGGACCAAAUUAUCAGAAAGUAUUGUAGGAUUUAAUUAUGUUCAAGUUAAUAAUUAAUUAAUAGGUUAUCUCUGCGAGUCUGAGACAUGUGCGUGUGAGAGAGAGAGAGAGAGAGAGGGGUGAGGGUGUUUGGAUGUUGAAAUUUUUGAAUUACAUUUAUUUUAUUUUCUGGAAUAUUUGGUAUGGUGUCAUUUUGAUUUCAAUUAACAAGAGAGACACUAACUAGAAAAAGGCUCAACAGGGACCUUUUAUUGGAGACUGAAAUAAAAACAGUCUCUAAAUUUUUUACAGCCAAAGUAAACUUUUAGCCCUUCACGAGCUGAGUGACUUUACGAUACGGCUUCAAUACUCCAUUGAGGGCUUUUGGGCGAUUCAGACGGCAACCAAACAAGAAGGAGGAGGAGGAAGAAGGAAGAGAGAGAACCCACCAGCAAUCGCCGUCGCACCCAGCGCCGUCUCAGAUUCAUUUGGUUGGGUGGGUUUCUUACGCAGCUUAAGAUAAGUUUGAGUUUAUGGUUUUAGAAGCAAGGUGUUCACCAGUUCUGCUUCACUAAGCAUUUUGCACCCUUGCUAGAGCAGAUAGCAAAAUUGGAGGAAGCCCUUUUCAACAUCCAAUUUGAACAACAUUGGUUAAGAGGUUGGGACUGACCACCAGGCAACAGAUCGACAAUGUGUUCGUUUGUUUAAAGCCAGUGUAGUUUGCAGGUCCAAGAGAAAGAAGGCAUAAAAUCAGCUUCGAACAACCAAAACCGCCUCACAACCCUCUCAGUUUCAGACUUCAGAGCUGAGAGAGAAAUGUUUCGGAGCCGAGUCGUACCGUUGUUUGUGAAGAAGAACAGCAAAGCUCUGUACAAUCUCUGGGGAACGACGCCGUCUAGGGUUCUGAACGAGGAAUCUUAUCGAUUAUUCUCUACUGGAGCCACACGAAAAUGCUUGGAUGGCUUUCGAUCUUUGUCUAAGGGAAAUUAUGUACCAUCUAUAAGGAAUAUGUCCACUGUUGCUUCUGUAGGCAUCGAAAAUAAGGAGGGAUUGAAGCUUCUUGUAAAUGGAGGACCUCGUGCUCAGAAAAUGGUUGGCAUUUGGCUUUUUGGCUCUGCUGCAUGGGUGUUUAGUAUGGUGAUACUUGGCGGUAUUACACGACUAACGCGAUCUGGUCUUUCGAUGACUGAUUGGAAAUUUACUGGGAGGCUUCCUCCUCUCUCAGAUGAGGAUUGGUUGCUUGAGUUUGGGAAGUACAAGCAGUCCCCUGAGUUUAAGCGUGUAAAUAAAGGGAUGAGUAUUGAAGAUUUCAAAUUCAUCUAUUGGAUGGAAUAUGCACAUCGAAUGUGGGGAAGGGCACUGGGAAUUAUGUUUGCAUUGCCCUUCUCAUAUUUUCUCCGUAAGGGGUAUAUUACUGUACAACUUGGACUGAGACUGUCUGCUCUUUUUGGUCUUGGUGCUGGGCAGGGUUUAAUUGGUUGGUGGAUGGUUAAAAGUGGUUUAGAGGAGCCAGCAUCUGAAUAUGCUCAGCCAAGAGUAAGCCCUUACCGUCUUGCAGCUCAUCUUACUUCAGCCUUUGCUAUAUAUUGUGGCCUUUUAUGGACAGGUCUUUCUGUUGUCAUGCCUGAACCACCUUCUGAAUCACUAGCUUGGGUUCGUGGGGCAGCAAAGGUGAAGCAACUUGCUCUUCCUGUAAGCUUACUUGUCGGAGUAACUGCUGUCUCAGGAGCAUUUGUUGCCGGGAAUGAUGCUGGGCAUGCUUAUAAUACUUUUCCAAAGAUGGGGGAUACAUGGAUCCCAGAGGAUGUUUUUGACAUGAAGCCACUAAUCCGGAACUUCUUUGAGAAUACAUCUACUGUGCAGCUUGAUCAUCGUAUCCUUGCAACUGCAACUUUAUUUUCAAUUGGUGCUUUGUGGUGGUCAACAAGGAAGUUUGACAUACAUCCUGCAGUUCGGUCUUUGAUUGGAAGUGCUGUAGGCAUGGCUGGCCUUCAGGUCACACUGGGAAUAUCUACACUGUUGUCAUAUGUGCCUGUAGAGCUUGGUACAGCACAUCAAGCUGGGGCUUUGACUCUCCUGACACUGAUGAUCCUUCUCAAUCACACUUUGCGUAGGCCAUCGCCGUAUCUUCUUAAAUCACUACCUCAAGUUGCAAAGACAAUCUAGAUGACUUUGUAGUACAAUUUGAGAACAACUAUUUGACAUUUUAAUUGGAUGAAGGAAAAAGAUUUAUUUGAUUCUUGUGCUCUACGUAUAUGUCACUGGCGAUCCAACUGGGAGUUAUUUUCUA
Molecule: messenger RNA, 2739 nt
Organism: Prunus persica (peach)
Lineage: Eukaryota; Viridiplantae; Streptophyta; Magnoliopsida; Rosales; Rosaceae
Product: cytochrome c oxidase assembly protein COX15
Exons: 10
Coding region: 1266-2615 (449 amino acids)
Biological process (GO): heme A biosynthetic process
Cellular component (GO): mitochondrial inner membrane
Molecular function (GO): oxidoreductase activity, acting on NAD(P)H, heme protein as acceptor
Source: RefSeq, a predicted model, not a curated record